UUGGCUGCCUAUCGGUUGCUGGGUAACCGCGUCAGGGAGGAGCCGACGCUGUUGUACAAGGGCGCGGGGACCCACAACGACAGCUGUCCCUGAGGAACCCUGGUCGCCGGGAAUUGAAGUGGAAGACAGUCUGCAUUUCUCGUGUGUGGUCAAGAAGGAGAAAAUUCUCCCCAGGAGAGGGAGCAUUUUGUAGGUUUUUCAGGGUUUGAGGUGCUUUCUAUGUUUUGCAGCCAUGCCCCAGAAACAGACUCGUAAGCAGAGUAUCAGCACCACCAGAGGAGCCAGGAAAAGAGAUGAAGAUUCAGGGACUGACGUGGGAGAUGGAACUGAUGAGUGGUCCCAAUCCAGAGCCACAGUUCGACCCCCUGACCAGCUGGAGUUGACUGAUGCAGAGUUAAAGGAAGAGUUCACUCGCAUCCUGACAGCCAACAACCCACAUGCACCCCAGAAUAUUGUCAGGUACAGCUUCAAAGAAGGCACAUACAAAGCUAUUGGUUUUGUGAACCAAAUGGCCGUUCACUUCAGCCAGGUGGGGAACCUGAUUCCCAAAGACUCUGAUGAAGGGCGGCGACAGCAUUACCGAGCAGAGCUGGUGGCAGGGUCACAGGAGUCUGCUAAGGUGGUGACUUCAGAAACAGAAGUCCUUGAAGAGGAAGAAGAACCCAAAGAGGCAGAAACUGAAGCUGGCAGUCAAACAGAUGUGCCUGCUGCAGCUGAGACAGCUGAAAAGGUGGUUGAAGAACUGAUGGUACCUGUGCAGCCCAAGGAACGGAAACUCACCAAUCAGUUCAACUUCAGCGAGAGAGCAUCACAGACCUUCAACAAUCCCCUCCGGGAUCGAGAAUGUCAGAUGGAGCCUCCACCGAGAACAAACUUUUCAGCCACAGCCAAUCAGUGGGAAAUCUACGAUGCCUAUGUAGAUGAGCUUGAGAAACAGGAAAAGACCAAAGAGAAGGAGAAGACAAAGACUCCGGUGGCUAAGAAAACAGAGAAGAUGGCCCUGAGAAAACUGACAUCUAUGGAGUCCCAGAGUGAUGAUAUCACCAAAGUGUCCCAAGCUGCUAAAAUUGUGGAGCGAAUGGUCAACCAAAAUACAUAUGAUGAUGUUGCUCAAGAUUUUAAGUACUAUGAGGAUGCUGCUGAUGAAUACAGGGACCAGGAGGGUACGCUGCUGCCUCUCUGGAAGUUUCAAAAUGACAAAGCCAAGCGCCUGGCCGUCACCGCCCUCUGCUGGAAUCCAAAGUACAAGGAUCUCUUUGCAGUGGGACAUGGCUCCUAUGACUUCAUGAAACAGAGCCGGGGCAUGCUGCUGCUCUACAGUAUGAAGAACCCCAGCUUCCCAGAGUACAUCUUCAGCAGUGAGAGCGGCAUCAUGUGUCUGGACAUGCACGUAGACCACCCCUACCUGGUGGUUGUGGGCUACUAUGAUGGCAACGUGGCCAUUUACAACCUCAAGAAACCUCACUCACAGCCCUGCUUCCGUAGCACCUCCAAGUCUGGCAAGCACACGGACCCUGUAUGGCAGGUCAAAUGGCAGAAGGACGACAUGGACAACAACCUUAACUUCUUUUCUGUGUCAUCUGAUGGCAGGAUUGUGUCAUGGACCCUCGUAAAGAGUGAGCUGGUUCACGUAGACGUCAUCAAGCUGAAGGCAGAAGGGAGCAGCACCACAGAUAUCCCCGAGGGGUUGCAGCUGCACACUGUAGGCUGUGGCACCGCCUUUGACUUCCACAGGGAGAUCGACUACAUGUUCCUGGUGGGCACAGAGGAGGGGAAAAUCUACAAGUGCUCUAAAUCCUACUCCAGCCAAUUCCUGGACACCUAUGACGCUCACAACAUGGCUGUGGAUGCUGUGAUGUGGAACCCUUUCCACACCAAGGUCUUCAUGUCCUGCAGCUCUGACUGGACCGUGAAGAUCUGGGACCACACCAUCAAGACCCCCAUGUUCAUUUAUGACCUGAACUCAGCCGUGGGUGACGUGGCCUGGGCACCAUACUCUUCCACAGUGUUUGCAGCAGUCACCACAGAUGGGAAGGCCCAUGUGUUUGACUUAGCUGUCAACAAGUAUGAAGCUAUCUGCAACCAGCCUGUGGUGGCCAAGAAGAAGAACAAGAUCACCCACGUACAGUUCAACCCCAUCCAUCCCAUCAUAAUUGUGGGCGAUGACCGUGGGCACAUCACCUGUCUCAAGCUCUCUCCCAACCUGCGAAAGAUGCCAAAGGAAAAGAAGGGUCAGGAAGUGCAGAAGGGCCCCGCUGUGGAGAUCGCAAAGCUGGACAAACUGUUAAACGUCGUGAGGGAAGUUAAAACCAAAAUUUGACCGUCUGGCCCGGCCCCGCCUCAACUCAACGUGUACAGCGCUCUGCCUGGGCGUCAGGGUGCCUAAGCACCCAGGAUGUACCCUCCCUGACCAAGUCCUAGGAUUUGCUUCCCACAUUCUAGUGCUUAUGGUCACAGCACCUUCUCCGUGACUUGACUCUCACCCUUCAUCACACUCCCUUUACACAAAUAAACCUGUUCGAAAACUCA
Onychomys torridus (southern grasshopper mouse) is the source of this 2529-nucleotide messenger RNA. It is a transcript of the gene Dnai1, whose product is annotated as dynein axonemal intermediate chain 1. Gene Ontology annotation, molecular function: dynein light chain binding; dynein heavy chain binding. The record is from RefSeq and is a predicted model, not a curated record. Bases 233 to 2320 code for a protein of 695 amino acids. Gene Ontology annotation, biological process: outer dynein arm assembly; cilium movement. NCBI's taxonomy places the organism in Eukaryota, Metazoa, Chordata, Mammalia, Rodentia, Cricetidae. The transcript has 20 exons. Gene Ontology annotation, cellular component: outer dynein arm.